Cryptococcus amylolentus CBS 6039 is the source of this 9691-nucleotide messenger RNA. RefSeq lists its product as hypothetical. The record is from RefSeq and is a predicted model, not a curated record. Lineage: Eukaryota; Fungi; Basidiomycota; Tremellomycetes; Tremellales; Cryptococcaceae. Bases 479 to 9556 code for a protein of 3025 amino acids. The transcript is spliced from 17 exons.
UUUUUUCUUCCCUCUCCUCGCCCGUGUCUCCAUCCGCAUUAUACCCGCAAGACUACGCGACGUUCGCCUCCCUCCUGGCGGAAACAUCAACAAAACUCGUAAAAGUGGAGGACGUCCGCAAUGUUCUAUAACCGCCAGUGAACGCUAUAUUAGUCGCCCAAGUUCUCCAACUUCCCCACCAAACAUAUCUUCAACAUUGCUUGGGGGUAUCCAUCCAACGCCCAAAACAGCAACAUCGGAAGGAUUGCCCAGCAGUCCUGCAUCAGCACCAUCGAUUUGGCGCAGUAGUGCUCACCAACAGCAAUUCGGCUCAUAAAGUCAACACGUCUUUAUUUGAGAGACAUCCGGUGUCCUGCCGAACGCUGGCAGUAUCUAAUUUGGAAAACAAGGCUUUGCGAUCAUAGCAACCCCAUUCUCGAUCGAUUGCAGCUCUAACAUCCUGCACCCCUUGCUCCCCCCGAGCUUGAUUGAAAACGCCAUGCCGUCUUUCAAUACCAUCGCCCUCACCCUGCUCGCCUUGCUCAUCACCUCCUUCAUCUUCCGCUUCCACAUCCUCCCCUUCCUACUGCGGUCAUCCUUUCCCAAUCUCAGACUCGACUAUAUCAGUCUUCUUUCUGCUCGUGGGGUGGAGUGGAGGCGGCCCGGAGGAGAUGAAGGAGCCCCUACUGUGACAGUCGAGCGUGCUGGGUUCACAUGGGGUGGAGCGAAAGGGGAGGUGACUGGUUUAGUUGUCUUGCGAAUUGAGGGGAUUUGCCUGAGACUCAAACAGGGGUCGUUCGAAUCAGGAAGAGAUAAAAAGGAAAGGGUCAGGAAGCAACCCGGACGUUUAUCAUCGACCAAAACUCGCUUCAUCAGCAAUGUCCUGCAACUCCUCAUCCACCACUAUCCCUCAGUCACUCGUGUGAUUUCGGUCCAGAUAAUCAAUUGUCGAAUCGUGUUUGAAGACCUGAAUGAGGUCGAGAUGACUGUCAAAGAGCUUGGCUUUGGUGUCAAUGUCGAUUUUCAGGGAGAAACCGAUCUACCCGACUCGCCUUUUAGCACUUCCCAUCCCAAGCACACUUACAAGAGAGACUACCCGCUUCACAUCUUGUCUCCUGUGCUAUCUCCGGCGGCACCCGGGGACGAAAGUGAUUUCAUCACUUCCCCGACCCAAUUCUCCCCUCCUGCCUCCCCGUUAAAUCAACAUUCUUUCACAAUGCCACCCUCCGCCCCCUCCGAGCCCUCAGAACCCACUCGCCCCAAAAUCCAUCCCACUGAUCGCUCUUACUCUCGACUGAGCCAUGCCCGUCGCCAAGCAUCUGUCUUCCAAUCUCGCAUGAGCUCUACAGCGAGCAAGAUCUGGACCCGUGCCGCAGGCAGAAAGUGUGGCUCUGUGUGUUUCAGUGCGUAUAUCGAUACAAUUCGUUGUAUCGAACCUUCUCCCAGCCCGCCUGGGUCGGCAAAACCUUCAGUCCCCGACCUGAAGCUACCAAAAUCGCCCUUCAAACGUGCAUUCCAAUCGAGGCGUCGCCCGCCGCCUAUCACGGGCACCAUACCCGACUCGGGUGUAGAGGCGCUUGUGGCUGUGGAAGAGCGCUCGCGAGUCAAGCUGAGUCUUGGAUUCGGGCCGAAAAAGGGGCUGCUAGGAGAAGACACUUUGAGUGUAGAUGCGGGCAUGGGAAAGCUCAGUACAACACUUGAAGCUGUGGAGAGAAUCAAGGCCCUGCUGGAUAGGGUGAAAAAGGAGCCGGCGGAGAAGAAGGCAAAGACUGAUCAAUGGUCGUCGCAUGGAUCGGCACGAAUCAUGCUACGAGCGCUAGAAUCCGCCAAAGUCGCAUUUUCUCACAUCACGUUUACCCAUUACCUCAAGAACCCCCACCUGAAACCCUCACGCCCGGUUUCCACAACGUCCUCUAUCUCAGAGCUCGACAUCUCUGGUCAACCCGGAGACGACCGGUACAUCCUCGCCCUCGAGCUCACAGACAUCUCUUGUACCCUAUCCGCUGCCGACUCAUCCAACAAUGACCGUGCACGAAACGCUUUCGGGACAAACUUUUUGCCUGCGUCUGUGGUGCGUGGUGUUGGAGCGCAGAUAAGUUGGCAGAAGAUAGAGUUCCAAUGCGUCGCUCCUGGUGAGGAGACUCACGAAAAGUCUCAGCUCCUUGCUAUACGUCAAGCAGAAUUCACAGGAUUUUCGUCCUGGCGCCCGCAAGGCUGGAGCAGAGAAGAAAUGCUGUUUGCCAGCGACCCAAAUCUGGCCUUGGUUGUUUGCUUUGGCAAAGUGACCAGUGUGGAUCUGGCGGGAGAUAUGCAGCUCCUGCACGAGCUCGAGAUAGCUUGGAAAGCGACCCACCCGAAAGUGCACAAGGCUGCCAAGAAGGAGAACUCUGAGCCCCUGAUAGGAUGGCUCCCUCCCCGCCUUCGCAUGGUGCUCGACGUUGGCAGCAUCACCGCCGUCUUGGCCGACCGCGUCUCGAAGGAGACUACAACCCUUACAUUCCAUCUCGACGGCCUUCAUUAUGGCACAUACACCUCCUUCACCGACAUUGUUGCUCGUCGGCGAGACCGGUCUGCCGCGAGGACUGCUUUUGAAGAAGAGGAGCAGUUUCAGGAAAGACGGGAAACGAAUCAUGACGUGGACCUCGCGAUGCACCCGUCAAUGUUGCCGCAAGCUGUGAGGCGGCUGAGCACGGCCAACAAGGCGGAGCUUAGGGACGGAUUGAGUAUCUCCAUGCGAGGGGAUGCUACAAUCCGGGUCGAGCCGAUACAGGUCAAUAUGACCCUUGCCGGGGAUAGAAUCUACGAGCUGGCAGAGAUCGGGCGACUCCAUGGGACGUUUACGGGAGACGUGCUGGGGAGAUGCGAGGUCAAAGAGGAUGGAUCGGAGUCUGCCACCCUGGACUUCAGCUCAAUUUCAGGUCGGCUGGAUAUGGGCUUACAGGAAGGGAUCACGGUUGAUCUAUGGAGGAGAGAGGUUGUCGAGGCUCUUGUCAUUAUGGGCGAGGCUCAUCAGAAACGCCCUUGGGAUGAACGACCUCCUCUCCCGCCGCCGCCGAGGCCCAUCCUUGAUAUACUCCCCUCUGGCAUCUCCGCCCGAGUCUCUCUUGGCAAAGUCAACAUCCUCAUGGGCGUCAAAGAUCCAAACCCGGAAUGUCACCUUGGUCUUAUCCGAGGCGUCUGGUUUCAGUCCGUUGUCGUGCUUGAGUAUGCCUUUUACAAGAACGCGAUCCAAGCUCUUCCCUGGCGACAUACUCUCACAACGGCUCGGCGCGCAAAGUUGCGCUUACCAGAGGACAUCACCACUCAGGCUUUAGCUUUUGCUGCCAAGUACCAGCCUGGUGGAGGCGGCGCUGCCCUGGUGGCUAUCAACACCGAGGAUACGUAUGUGCAGCCCGUUUUCAACGGCAAGCGUUUCGUCGAGAAAGGAGGUCUCAAGCAUAACAAAAUGCCCACGGAUAAGCCAAAGGCGAAAGACGAAGACGAGUUUGUGGGGUGGGCAUUCCAACGGGCUGCUCUGCAGACGAAGCUGGGCGUGAACCAAUUUGCCAACAAUGUCAGACCACUCGACCUUAGUGACGCUGCUCAAGCGAGCCGCCCGUGGUUGCGAAUUCCGACCUCGCGGACAUAUGUGACCACCCAACAAUCAUCUGAAGGUGCCGAGACAGAGUUUAAAAUCACUUCGAAAACUGAGGGCGUUGCUCUGAUAUCAGAUCUUUCGCAUGUCUACUGUAAUCUUCUCGCUGGCCUAGCCAUCAAGCGAAUGAUUUUGGCAUGGAAAAGACCCAAGCCUCCCCGCCCCGCAUCUCUGCCGCCGAGGAAUCCAUCUAGCUUGAGCAUCGACUUUACCAUUCCCAACUUCCAGGCACACUUUGCUUUUCCUCUCGACGAGCAAAUAUACGUCUAUGCCCACUCUGUCUCUCUGAGAAAAAAGCCGUACAAGGGUCUCAUUGCUGCGACAGACCACAUACUUGCCUACGUGCCUAGCCCUAGGCUUAUCGGAAGCUGGGAAGAACUUUUGAGAGUCAAGACAUUAGCCGUAGCUCUUUCGGACCCCCAUCUUCCGCUGGUCAUCUCCCCCACGAUUGAGUCUAUCCGCUUCAGAGUUCCUUUUGCCUACAAACUCAACAAACUUGUGCUCAACAUCAACGUCACCAUCAAAGCGUUGAAACUUUUGAGAAACAGCGUGUCCGGCAAGACUCCUUUCACGACCGUCUCGCGUCCCGCUGCAGAGAUGCCCAAGCGUAUACCUAUGGUCUCGAUCAAUAUCGGGUACAUGUCGCUGGAAGCCAAGGAUGACCCUGUGGAAACCAGCCUGAACUUGAUCUGGAGGGCGGGGAUGGUAGAGCAGACAAAGAGAAAUCUCUUGGAAGAUCAGUUUGCGAAGAAGCUGCUGCUCAUUAGCGAUCCAGACGUCCAGCCGGAUGUUCAAGACGAGGCGAAGAACACUGGUGGAAGAAGGGUUCCGGUCCUUACCAAAAAACAUACUGUCUCGGCCGAAAGAGCGAGGUGGGCGUUGGAUACCCUUAUAGCCCAGUCUUGGACCAGACGGAUCAGAGCGGCAAAGCACGAGCAGGCGAGGCGAGAGAAUGUGGCACUGCAGCCAAUGAUGGGAUGCGGCACCAGCACCAAACUUCCUAUCAAGAUUGCGGCCUCUAGCAAGACUGCGCCCCUCUUUCGAGCUGCCUUCCAAGAUGUCUCGUUUGUGGUGGCAGAUCCGGGCUUGAACAGAGAAGAGAUAAUCGAGUACAUGGGCAAAGUAUCGUCUCCUUUCAGGAGUGAUGCCAAAUUCUCUCUCAUGGUGCCUCUGAGUAUACAAUGGUCAAUGGGAGAGGUCAAAUGUUCGCUACGAGACUAUCCGCUGCCAAUGCUACGGGUUCAGCGCGUGGAGAGCGGGGAAAGCCAGCCGGCUUUCCGUAUGGAAACCACCAUGAUCAUUGCCGAGGAGCUUGGUGACGAGCAAUCCGUGUUCCAUGUGCCUGUGACCGUCAUUCCAGAGGCGUGCGGAGACAAGAACGCUGCUGCCUUUGUCGUGCAGAUUGCCAAAACCAUCAGCCCCGUCAAGACCUACGCUGAACCGAGGUUCAAGAUAUCCUCAAAAAGAACUACAGAGUUCACAUGGGGCAACUCAUACCAACCAGCUAUACAAGACUUUAUGAAAGUUGUCGAGACUCUCUCGCAUCCUCCCGCAGAUCCGUCACCCCGUGUUGGAUUUUGGGACAAAUUCAGGCUGGUUUUGCAUUGGAAGCCCAUAGUGGACUUCGUUGGACCGUGUCAUCUACAUCUCAAGGGUUCUUUCGACCCUUAUUCGGUCUCUGGGAUUGGGUCAGGAUUCUGUCUGGCGUGGCGGGGUAGCACGCGAUUGCUCAUCGACCAGCCGAACGAGGAAGGUGAAACAAUUCAGAUCAUAGCUGAUGAGCUGGUCGUUGCCAUACCAGACUUGGCACCAUUCCACGACGGAGCCGCUAUCGGUAACAAUCGGAACGGCCAACGACAUGAUCGCCACCACAGACAAAGCCAAGAUCGUCAAGAAUCAGGCGAUUUUGAACAGACUCUCAUUGAGCGCCGCUAUACCAAACCUUGCGCCAGAUUCGUCAAUGGUGUCAAAGUCGGAUUCGGUUUCCAGUUCGAACGUACUUGUCGACCCUGGACGUGCGACACAUGCGGCAAGUCAGAGAACGUGAUGCACAGGAAAUGCAGACUGUUCAAAUUCAAGCAACAUCAAGACGUUCGUCUCCGAUCUCCAGCAGCCAUAGCCAAGGACGAGAAAGAACUGGGAAGAAAAAUUGACUCCUACGAGGGCUUUAGAAGCGAUUUUGUCCACUUCUCUAUAUCACUGUCCGCACCAAACGGCAACGAAGAUAUCCAGAGUGAAGAUUACCAUCCAGACAGAGUCAACAGCCUACAUUUCGCUCCAAAAGCUUCCCAUCAUUUCUUGGCUUGGUGGAAACUCUUCAGCCACCAGAUGUCACUGCCCAUUCGUCAUGGUUCUCUCUUUCCAGACUCUCCGCCCCCUUCAAAGAAAUUUGGCCGUAGCCUCGGCACCAUGAAGUAUCGUUUCGACCUUCGUCCAGUUUACAUCUCCCACAUGUACUUCCAGGUCUCCAAAGACCACUCGGCCACCGGCAAGUCAGAGUCGCUUGGUAUCAAAGGUCGUAUCGGGCGCAUCAGGGCCGAUGCCCAUCAGCGAGCUCAAGAGAAAAUCGAAAGGCACGAGAAGCUUGGACGCUCGACAGUGGUUGUUCAUAAGCCGUUCUACGCUGUGGAUAUCCUCGCAGAUGAUAUCAAAGUCAAGGGUUUGCGGGCUCACUUUGAUGAACAUAUUGGAGGUCCUGGCGGAGACGACGGGGAAGCAGGGGUUCUCCACCCCAAAGCGUCUGAACUGCCGUUGGGUCAUCGAGAAUGGUACAACUAUCUGGACUAUAUCGAUGCCGAUCGCAAGCCCAUCGACAAGAAUCCCCGGAUUGAGCUCGUCAACUUCGGAGAAUGCCCCCACUUCUUCUAUUGUAAGAGAGUGAAGGCGAGAACGAGCACGUCGGGAGACAACUCUCCGAGUCAGGCGACACUCGGAUUGGAGACUAGUAAAUUCGGACAUGAGCCGACUCAUCCUUGCUAUCUCGGAACGGCGGAGGGCGUGAGAGAGGUACAGCAAUCGCUCACGAGGCAAAGGAUCAAUGAGCUACGAGAAAAGCUGAGCAACUACUCACUCGAAGGGCUCCCUCAAGACGGGGACCAGCUCGAUAAGACUUCCCUUGUGCAGCGAAUCAAUAUCUUGGAAAAGCAUCAUCAAGAUCUUGCGCAUGAGACUCGCCGAUUGAGCGACGAUACUUUUACCGAUUCCAUCGCCCCUCGAGACAAUAGCACUGGGGCAAAGGAAGGGUUCGAAGAUACUAUUCAUGUGCACGGACCCAGGUUGUUCUUGUCUAAUAGUUCGCGGAAUAUCGCCAUCAAGUAUAUGUACAUGAUGGGGGAUAGAAAAAAGGAAGAGUACUUUACCUCUUAUUCAUCCCUUCGAAGUAUUCUGGAGGGCUUCCAGCAGCGAAUGACGCGCCAGCGCUCAUACUCCUAUGACGAUCAAGUUGUCGAGGAGCAGAGUGCGCAGCAAAUCCUCAACGAUCUUGUCUCUUGGCUUGUCGAAAAGCCUGCCUCUGAAAGCAUACAUCACGUCGAGGAUCCUGUGAUGGCGGCUGAGGUACGACGUGGACUUCCCGACGUCUGUGAUGUCAAACCAAAAACGAAGAUACUCGUCUUUAUGCCGCAGAUUGCUCUUAGAAGCGAAGCACAUCCCGAUGCUAUCCUUCUGAUGUCGAUGGAGGAAGUCUCGUUCAAGCAAUUCAAGGUACUGGAUGAACACGCUCUUGACAAUAUGAUGGCAGAAGUCCUCAACAGGAACUACGUGACCAUGAGCGGUUUACAAGGUUUCUAUCCAAACGAAAAUGCUCUCAAUCGUGAAAGGACCGGUUUAGGCCUCCCUCAUGGUCUCGAUUUCAUUCCGUUGGAGAUUUUCCUCGACGUCAAAAGUGAGGCUAAGGACUACGAUCGCGUCCUCCAAAAGACGACCAUCAAUGUUGCCAUGGACAAGUUCAAUCACAUCCGAAUGCCUCAGGGUCUCGAAUGGCCAGAGGCCGUUGAUGACAGGGGGGACGUCAUAAAGCAUCUCCGGCUUCACCAGGAUUUCACUGCGAUUGUUGCCCCGACGCUGACCGUCACCGCCAAUUCCCAAAAUUUCGAUGCCCUGUACACCAUCGUCACCAACUUGCUGAUGUAUGAUGAUCCAGAGCAUAAAGGACGAUCCGACGCCGUAGACGACUUCAGUCGAACGUUCGAUGCUGCGGACCGCGACAUCCCUCGCUUGAUCGCCGAUGUCAACGCUCUUCAAACUCAUAUGCGACAUCUGAUCGGCCUUCGACAUGGCUACGAGUCCCAUUUCGAUCAGCUGGACAAGGACGGCCAAGAAGAGCUCUUCAAAAUUCGAUCCGAGCUUCAUGCGGGGUAUGAAAGCAUGUACACCGUCAACGCUCUCAUACGAGCGACGUUGGCGAAGGAUGAUGCUAGGGCGGCAAUGAAGACUGCUUCGAAGAUGGAUGUCAGAAUCGGCGGCGUGGCCUGGCAUAUGUUGAAAGAUCAGAGAUUAGAGACGAUGGCUAAGGUGGAUAUCACUGGUGUGCUGUUCUCCAUGCUCAACAACAAGAAUGGAACGAUGGACAACGCCAUGGUUCUGGGAGAUCUCAAAGCCCUCAACGGCCGAAGCAACGUGCUCUAUCCUGAGAUUAUCGUGAGAGACGAGCCGGCCAAGAAAAAGAUAAAGAAGGCUUUCUCGGCUGUGUAUUGGUCAACUCGGCCGCCUAUCGGAGGCAUCCCCAUCCUUCCCAAUGUCAACAUUGAAUUCGUCAACAUCCUCUUCAAGCUGGAAGAGAGCGUUGGUCUCGAAGUGAUGGAUUAUAUCUUUGCGGACCGUACCCGACGACGAGAGGCCACGGGAACCGCUGUUAAGGGCGGGAUCGAGAACGGUGCCACCACACCCAAUUCAUUCUUCUUCAGCAAAGGCAAUGGUAACGGCAACCCCAACGCCAACGCUUCGACAGAUGAUCUCGGCAGUCGCCGAGCCAACGCAUCUACCACAGACUUUGGUUCUGUGCACAAAAGCAAGUCUCAGGUAUCUCUGGUGCCGUCACAGGCCGAUAGGGACAUAGCGUUGAUCAAGAUGAUCGAAGACACGAGGGAGAUGAGGUUGCGGGCGUCUACCAACAAGAUGUUUGGAACGUUCCGCCUACAAGGGAUGGGUCUUAAUCUGAGUUAUAAGAGUGACGACUCUCGCAAGCAUGGGACUUUUAGCAUGCCCGACUGCGUCGAUUUCAAGUUCAAGACCCCGGAGAUGGUGUACGUGAACAAGGUCUGGGCUACGGAGGAUCUCUUUGAGCAUAUCAAGAGAGAUAUCAAGAACUCUGCCUGGUCUCAAUCUGGAGAUAUCAUCUCUCAGAUAUUCAAAAAGACUUCUCUCUUCCGCUCAAAAGAACGACUCAAGCAGGCUGCCUCCGUCACUGCCAUGGCCGAGAAGGCCCAAAAGGGCAAGAAGAAGGAUCAAGGAAACCCUCCCAUAUCGCCUUCAAGCCUCCGCUACACCAUUGACCAUUCCAGUCCCUCCCCUGAGCCCGACCCCGAACUGCUAUCAACUCUUUCUCGAGCCUUGUCAAGAGACGCCGAGUUGGCGAACAGCAAUUCCAUCAACCGUAUGCGAUCUCGUUCGACGCACCGUGCCAUGUCAAUGUCUGCCCAGCGCCCUUCUACACCCCAGGCAGAACGCAGGGAAUCAGCUGUGACUAGUAACGGUCUCCAGACAUCAUCGCUGGGCCGCUCCUCUGGUAGAAGGUACGUGUCGACGUCGCUGGAAGAGAACCGGGGAGAAACCAGAGACUGGGGAGAGAAUGGGGAUAAUGAAGAGAAGAGUCGAAUCAAGGGGUUCUUUGGCAAGUUGAAGGCCAAGAACCUCGGGCAUGGCAGGGAGCCAAGAUCCAGUGAAGAUUCAUCCUUCUCUGGAUCGCGCGUUUCGUUGAGGCAGCAAGCCCACCCUAUAGAGUAGCAUUUUCGUCAGUAUAAUCAUCAUUGCAUUAGGUCCCUAUCUUCUAUCGUUUAUAGCAUAUCCGAAAAUUAUUGAACUGUAUCGUUCUCCCUAAGGGCUGAAGUUGUAUAAACACAUGUAGAUGAUUUUGUUUGA